This is a messenger RNA of Parasteatoda tepidariorum (common house spider), 1619 nucleotides long. It is a transcript of the gene shrb, whose product is annotated as charged multivesicular body protein shrub. Gene Ontology annotation, cellular component: cytoplasmic side of plasma membrane; ESCRT III complex; multivesicular body. The record is from RefSeq and is a predicted model, not a curated record. Gene Ontology annotation, biological process: vesicle budding from membrane; late endosome to vacuole transport via multivesicular body sorting pathway. NCBI's taxonomy places the organism in Eukaryota, Metazoa, Arthropoda, Arachnida, Araneae, Theridiidae.
AUUGGAACGUGCCCCUAGUUUCGCUUUUAGUGACAGUUGUUUCUGAUUUCACUGUAAUUGCAUCUCAUGUUUUGUACUCAUCGCUUAUUAUGCGAUAAUCGUUCUUUUUGAUUCGUAUUGUAAUCUGUGUUGUUUUAGGUUGAAUUCAGAUUAUACAAUUGUCUUUCUAGCAAUAUAAUUUAUACAAAUUUUAAACCUAUAACUUCUAGUAAAUUUUAAUAGACAUUUUAGAGAAUCAUGAGUUUUCUUACAAAACUUUUUGGAGGUGGUAAGAGUGGAUCUAAGGCUCCAACUCCUGCUGAAGCUAUACAAAGGUUGCGAGAAGUUGAAGAAAUGUUAAUGAAAAAGCAAGAAUUUUUAGAACGUAAAGUAGAGCAAGAACUGGCUACUGCUAAAAAGAAUGGCACCAAAAAUAAAAGGGUUGCUUUGCAAGCUUUGAAGAGGAAAAAGCGAUAUGAAAAGCAGCUAGGUCAAAUUGAUGGAACUUUAACGACUAUUGAAUAUCAGCGUGAGGCUUUAGAAAAUGCCAAUACAAAUACUGAAGUUCUUAAGAUUAUGGGUUAUGCGGCUAAAGCAUUGAAAAAUGCACAUGAAAUGGAUGUAGAUCAAGUACAUGAUUUAAUGGAUGAUGUUCAAGAGCAGCAGGAAAUUGCAAAUGAAAUAUCUGAUGCUAUUUCUAACCCUGUUGGAUUUGAUAAAGAUUUUGAUGAAGAUGAGCUAGCUAGAGAGCUAGAAGAAUUAGAACAAGAAGAAUUAGACAGAGAUCUACUUGCUGUUGGUCCAUCUACUACUGAAUUACCUGAAGUACCAACAGCUGAACCUGCACGUCCAGCAAAAGCAAAGCAACCUGUUGAGGAAGAAGAUGAAGAUAUGAAAGAAUUAGCUGCUUGGGCUUCAUAAUUUUCCUUGAAACUAUCCUAUGCGUUUUGUAAAAAGUUGUAUUUCAACAUGUAAGCCUGUCUCAUGAAGAUUCUUUAUCUGAUAAACUGUAUAUCUUUUGAUAAUAUGUAGUUGCUCCUGAACUAUUACAUAAUGAUUAAACAAAAAUUGUUUAUAAAGAAAAUUACAUUUUUUCUUAAUCAAGUCAAAGUAAUGAUAUUCAAUUAAACUAAUGGUUUACUCCGAAAAAUUGAAUUAAAAUUGUUUUUGAACUUUCUAUAAAUGUUGUUUGUGAUAUGAUUUGGAUAGUUAUAUUUCAUAUGUUUAUUUGUUUUAAAAUUGUUAUAUUUGUGUGAGUCUGACUACUUACAUAUUGUUUUCUAUUUUCUGUGCUUUGCAGUAUAAUUUAUAUCCAUUUAUCUAAAAGCUUGGAAAAAUGGCAGGGUUAUGAUUAAAGCUAGCUUGUAUAUAGAUAAGAGACUUCUGUAAAAUAUAGCUGUACACUUGUGUGUUAAUACAAAAUAACAUUUUAACAGUCCAUUAAUAUGCCAUUUAUUAAUUAUAUAGACAUGUAAGAAGCAACUCUGAAAUGUAUUUUGGAAUUGUAAAUUAUUUUUUCACUCUUUGCUUUUGUGCCUGUUGAAUAGACAAAAUCACACCUCUUUUUACUUUCAAAUAAAAUUAAUUAGGCUGUAUAAAAUUGUAUUGAGUAUUAAUAAAUUCUGUAUUUUACAAAAUAA